Messenger RNA from Chanos chanos (milkfish), 906 nucleotides. RefSeq names its product ring finger protein 41, like (gene rnf41l). The coding region runs from base 1 to 906 and encodes 301 amino acids. Gene Ontology annotation, cellular component: plasma membrane signaling receptor complex. Gene Ontology annotation, biological process: regulation of canonical NF-kappaB signal transduction. The record is from RefSeq and is a predicted model, not a curated record. The transcript is spliced from 6 exons. Gene Ontology annotation, molecular function: zinc ion binding. Lineage: Eukaryota; Metazoa; Chordata; Actinopteri; Gonorynchiformes; Chanidae.
AUGGGGUACGACGUGGAGCGUUUUGUGGGUUAUGUGAACGAGGGGCUUCUGUGUUGCGUGUGUCGGGACGUGUUGGAGGAUCCGCUCCAGGCACCGUGCGAACACGCCUUCUGCUCCACCUGCAUCCAGGGCUGGCUAAUAAACCACAACAACUGCCCAGAGGACAGGCUACCCCUGGACAUCACACACUUACGGCCACUCUUCAGGUACAUGAGGAAUGAUUUGGCAAGACUGCAGGUCAGGUGUGUGUUUCGCCCACAGGGUUGUGAGGUCAUCUGUUCUUUAGAGACUAUACACCGACAUGAAGAGCAGUGUGACUACGCCCUGCUAAACUGCACUAAUGCAGGUGGAGAGUACUUGUGUUACCACUGUGGUUGCCCUGUACAAGUAUCCAGGCGGUCUCUGGAGGCUCACCUGUGCGUGUGCGAGUUCCGGAGCAGGGUCUGUGCGAGCGGCUGCGGGUGUCCGCUCCUCAACUCAGAGGAGGCGCAACACAACUGCGUCUCCGAGCUACGCGCGGAACUCGAAGUGCUCAGGGCAGAGCUCGACUGUAAGGUAGAGGAAGUGAGACGUGAGAUGGAGUCCAGACUGGACUCUCAGAGGAGACACAUGGUACAGAAAGAGAGUCAACUGAAGAGUGAGGUAGAGGAACUCAAGGGCCAGCUGUCUCGGGUUAUGUCAGAUGUGCGAAUCUUACUGAGCGCGGAGCGAACACGCAGACAGGAGCUGGAGAGGGCGGAGCUUGAGAAGGCGGAGCUUCUGGAACUUUUAAAAAGAGAGGGUCUUAGACCGUCCACGCCCACCCAGCCGGCCGCGCCCACGGCGGAGGUGCACCGUAAACCCAGCCCACGGAGUCUUGCUCUGGACUGCAUCAAAAGGAAGAGCAGGGAGGUUACUGUAAUCUGA